AUGGAGUCCUCUAAUCCGUCAGCACUUGCCCUGCUCUGGCAAGUGUGCCUGGGACUUUUCCCAUUUCUAGCAUCCCCGAGCUUCUGGAUCUGGACGCACCUGGUGCUCUUCAUCCACCGCUAUCUUCGCCUCGUCGUCCAUUGCUUUAGUCAUUGGAUGUACAAGUCGAAACCCAUCCCCGAGAAGCCAAGGCUGACAUCUGACGAUGUCACGGUCGUUAUCCCUACCAUCCACAAUGUCUUUGAGGAGCUACGUCCGUCGUUGGAAAGUAUUUUGGCUUGCCAACCCCACGAACUCAUCCUUGUAACAACAGUGGACAAGGUGGAAAGCCUAAAACAGCUUGCCAAGACCCUGUCUUCUCCCAGCAUCCGAGUCCUAAGCACUCCGAUCGCCAACAAGCGUCUUCAAGUUUGUGAGGCACUUCCACAGGUAGACACCGAAAUCAUCAUCAUGGCUGAUGACGAUGUUACCUGGCCGUCAACUUUGAUGCCUUGGAUCCUGGCGCCAUUUGAUGAGAAUCCGAGAAUCGGUGGUGUUGGAACCUGUCAACGUGUGCGCAGAGAUCCCGACGGCACUUGGUCAGAUCAAAUCUGGAAUUGGCUAGGUUCUGCGUAUAUUGAGCGACGCAACUUCGAGAUCUCAGCCACCCACAACAUUGAUGGGGGAACUUCCUGUAUGUCAGGACGAACUGGCGCCUACAGAUCUGAGAUUCUCCAGAGCCAUGACUUCUUGGAGGGCUUCAAGAACGAGAGAUGGCAAAAUUACACCCUGAAUGCCGACGACGACAACUUUGUGACACGAUGGCUUGUCAGCCACCAGUGGGAGACUUGGAUUCAGUACGAGGCUGAGUGCGAAAUCGAGACUACCCUUGAGUACGGUAUGAAAUUCCUCUACCAAUGCUCCAGGUGGGCGAGAAGCAACUGGCGAAGUAACUGGACAAGUCUUGUGAAAGAGCGUUAUGUGAUUACACAGCAGCCAUGGUGUUCGUAUGCCCUGCACUUAGCCACGUUCACUUCAUUGGCUUGGUUCUUUGACCCCCUCAUCAUCCUAUCACUGUGGUGGGGGACCGCCAACUGUGAUCCCAAAACCCGCCAGACGCUACUUGUAGCAGAACUCACCUGGAUGUUCGGAUUCACAAAGGUGGUCAAGCUGGUGGGGUUGUUCAGGCGCAAUCCGAAAGACAUCAUGUUCCUUCCAGUCUCGAUUAUCUUCGGAUACUUCCAUGGCUUCAUCAAGCUAUAUGCACUUUUCACAUUGAAUAUGACCUCUUGGGGAAGCAGACCAGACGGUGACCUCGAUGACUCUUUGCGUAUGUCGCCUCGUCCAGGACCGAAUGACAGCAUCAUCACACCAAAAGCGCGCCCUGAUGACCUUGAGCAUCUUUACAAACGACCCAUCAAGCGCAGUCGAACGCCGGAGAAGACAGCGGCAGCGUACGGUCACGAAUUCCCGUCCAUUGCUGUGGUGGCUUCAUUGUCGCCUAACUCCCCAUUCCUCAACCCUAAUUAG
Neoarthrinium moseri is the source of this 1509-nucleotide messenger RNA. RefSeq lists its product as uncharacterized. The transcript is spliced from 4 exons. Bases 1 to 1509 code for a protein of 502 amino acids. The record is from RefSeq and is a predicted model, not a curated record. NCBI's taxonomy places the organism in Eukaryota, Fungi, Ascomycota, Sordariomycetes, Amphisphaeriales, Apiosporaceae.